Messenger RNA from Cynara cardunculus var. scolymus (artichoke), 544 nucleotides. RefSeq names its product protein NUCLEAR FUSION DEFECTIVE 6, chloroplastic/mitochondrial-like. Gene Ontology annotation, cellular component: mitochondrion. Bases 25 to 294 code for a protein of 89 amino acids. The transcript is spliced from 3 exons. The record is from RefSeq and is a predicted model, not a curated record. NCBI's taxonomy places the organism in Eukaryota, Viridiplantae, Streptophyta, Magnoliopsida, Asterales, Asteraceae.
AAUUUCAAAAAUUAGUAAACAUCAAUGGCCGCCGGUUCUGCCGCUGUUAGGUCGUUUAUACGGUCAACUUCCGUCCGUAGCGCCGCCGCCAGACUCUCCUCCGGCGUCAAAACCUCCCCCAUUCGGUUGUCAGCUACAAAACCUUCUUCUCAUCGCAUCUUCAGGUGUCCAGUUGAAUUGAGCGUGUGUUUGGAAACGGUGCAACCUUUUCAAGCAGUUACUUCUUCGGCCUUGAUGAAUUCCAUGCUCAUUCUUUCUCGUCGCAGCUACGGUUGGCUUCCUGAAGGUUCAUGAGAAUACCAUUCUUCUGAUAAAGGUUGAAGAAGAAUGCAAUGAAAUAUGAAGUGGAUUUGAGGGAGUUGAAGACAUAUAUUAGUGGUGGUUUCUAUUUAUGGACAUAUAUUUUCAUGUUGUACUAGUGUGUUAUGUUGGUGGGUUGGGUAAUAAGGUUGUAUAAGAUUUUAGAGACAGUUAUUUGAGAGUUUUGUCCACCAACAAAUGAUAUUUGUGGUGAAAUCAAUUAUGCGAGCAGAAAGUUUGACUA